Cololabis saira (Pacific saury) is the source of this 3325-nucleotide messenger RNA. It is a transcript of the gene bace1, whose product is annotated as beta-secretase 1. The coding region runs from base 451 to 1983 and encodes 510 amino acids. Gene Ontology annotation, biological process: membrane protein ectodomain proteolysis; amyloid-beta metabolic process. Gene Ontology annotation, molecular function: aspartic-type endopeptidase activity. Gene Ontology annotation, cellular component: membrane; endosome; trans-Golgi network. The transcript is spliced from 9 exons. The record is from RefSeq and is a predicted model, not a curated record. Lineage: Eukaryota; Metazoa; Chordata; Actinopteri; Beloniformes; Belonidae.
GAGGGAUGCGGCGGGGUAGAUGGAGGAGGAGGAGGUGAUAGACUGGAAGGGCAGAAUGAACCGGUCGGAGACGGAGCGGGAUGGAGGACUGCGGUAGACUCCCCGGCAGGCUGCCACCCGGCGGGGGGCUCGCAGAGAGAGACGGCCCGUGUUGAUGCGCGGUGGGAGGAGGGGGGGGCAGUGAUUCAUGCUGCAAAUGACCUGACAGCGAACAAAGCUGGGCGUAAAUGUGAUCUUUGUGAGAGAAGUUUUUUUUUCCUGUUCAAAAUUGGCGUUUCGUUAAAGAUUGACCAAUGAAAGGUGGUUGCGUGCGUCCAUCAUGGUCGUGGCCGUCAUCUUAGCAGCAUCACCGCCUGAUCUCUUGAGCUGCCGCGGGCUGGACGUCAAGCCGAGCCAUUACUGAGAGACAAUCACAGACACAUCACAACAAGACUGCGACAUUUGACCAGCAUGCAGGAGUGGAGGCUGCCGCCUCGCUGGCUGCUGCUGGCAGCGUUGGUGUUGAGCCUGCUGGGCUGCGGCGGGUCCGCUCCCCCCCGCGGGGCCGCACCUGCGGCUGCAGCGGUCCGCCUGCCUCUGCGCAUGCGCGCGGCUGCAGGUGCCGCGGUGCCCGCGGCACCUGCAGCCGCGCGCAUGCGCAGAGGCGCCCGCCCCAGCUUCGUGGGCAUGAUCGAUAACCUCCGAGGGAAGUCCGGACAGGGAUACUACGUGGAGAUGGCCGUGGGUUCUCCUCCGCAGAAGCUAAACAUCCUGGUGGACACAGGGAGCAGCAACUUUGCCGUCGGGGCCGCUGCUCAUCCGUUCCUGCGCAGAUACUACCACCGUUCACUCUCCGGCUCGUACCGCGACAUGGGUCGGAGCGUGUACGUCCCCUACACGCAGGGCCGCUGGGAGGGCGAGCUGGGCACCGACCUGGUCUCCGUGCCGCACGGCCCCAACGCCACGCUGCGGGCCAACAUCGCCGCCAUCACCCAGUCGGACCGCUUCUUCAUCAACGGAUCCAACUGGGAGGGAAUCCUGGGCCUCGCCUACGCCGACAUAGCCAGGCCUGACGACACGCUGGAGCCGUUCUUCGACUCUCUGGUGCGUCAGACAUCCGUCCCCAACCUCUUCUCUCUUCAGCUGUGCGGCGCAGGCUUCACCCAGAACUACUCCCUGGGCAGCUCCACAGUUGGCGGCAGCAUGAUCAUCGGAGGAGUGGACUCGUCCCUUUAUGUGGGAGAGCUCUGGUACACUCCCAUCCGCAGGGAGUGGUACUAUGAAGUCAUCAUUGUUCGGAUCGAGGUGAACGGCCAGGACCUCAACAUGGACUGUAAAGAGUACAACUAUGAUAAGAGCAUCGUGGACAGUGGGACCACCAACCUUCGGCUGCCCAGGAAGGUCUUUCAGGCUGCGGUCAAGGCCAUUGAAGCAGCCUCUUCGACGGAGCAGUUCCCCCCCGGGUUCUGGCUGGGGGACCAGCUGGUAUGCUGGAAGGCCGGCACCACGCCCUGGAACAUCUUCCCCGUCAUUUCCCUCUACCUGAUGAGUGAAAACCGCAACCAGUCCUUCCGAAUCUCUAUCCUGCCACAGCAAUACCUGCGGCCGGUAGAGGAGGUGGCCUCUCCUGAGGAGGACUGCUACAAGUUUGCCGUGUCCCAGUCCAGCACCGGCACGGUCAUGGGCGCCGUCAUCAUGGAGGGCUUCUACGUCGUCUUUGACCGCGAGAAGAAGCGCAUCGGCUUCGCAGUGAGCACCUGCCACGUGCACGACGAGUUCCGCACCGCCUCCGUGGAGGGCUCGUUCCACGGCGUGGACCUGGAGGACUGCGGCUACAACAUCCCCCAGACGGACGAGUCCACCCUGAUGACCAUCGCCUACAUCAUGGCGGGAAUCUGCGCCCUCUUCAUGCUGCCUCUGUGUCUCAUGGUGUGCCAGUGGCGCUUCGCCCGCUGCCUGCACCCGCACGGGGACUUCGCAGACGACAUAUCGCUCCUGAAAUGAGGGCGAAGAUGUCGGGACACUUGAAACACACGCGGAGAUGACCUGUGUUACAAAGGAUGUCCAACGUUAUGACAUUAUGGUGCUGUCCAAAGAGCUUUGAAACGAUUCUUCAGGAACACGAUAGGAAAUGUACAGACAUUGCUGACGUGCACAGCCAGGUUGUUUGAGGGGAUAUGGGACCGGUAAGAGAGAGGUCCCAUUGUCAGUAUACACUUUGCCUGUUUAAGAUACCUAUGCAGAUCAGCAUGGCCGGAGGAACCUAUGUGGGGAAAAUAGCCAAAACAAACAAAAUAAAUAUGUCCUUUCCUAAAACUAUUAAAACGUGAACCACACAGAUUGAAAAGGGUGCUAUCCCCGUCUUGGGUAGGCUCCACUGCGCCCCUGCAACCCCAAAACGGGACGAGUUCAGCCUCGAAAAUGAAAAUAUGGACGGAGCUCUACACUGAGCAAAUUAGACUUUAGGAAAAGAUAAAUAAGUGUACAUUACUAACACGGAUGAAGACAACUUGGAUUUGAAUACGACGUGAGGAGUCCUGGAGCUGGCGGGCGGGAUUUGAUGUGGUGCGACUCAAACGUGUGAUCACGUGUGUGUUUGUAGUUCCUAACAUUUGUGGCUUUUCGAGUGAAUGAUGCGAGCAUGCCCGUGUGUGUGUGCACGGCUGUUAUGUCAGAGAAGAGUAUACAGAAAGUUAUGAAGAUUAUUAAAAACAUGCUGCAUCUAUGAAAUUACGUAACCUUGCACACGCCAGCAAAGAUGUCUGCAAAGCAACUGAAGUAUGCAUCCAGAGACUACGUGGCUGAAAUAUGAGACUGUAAAGCAUUUGCAGUAAAACAGUUGGUUUUGCAAAACCGACACUACUGAUUACCGUCAAUAUCAGAUGUCACUUUUUCUUCUAAUACUGGUAGCUUAAAUGUAUCUGUCGUACAUGAAAUGUGUUCAUUCCAGAUCUCCUAUUUGCACAGACACAAAACAUAGAGUGCUUAUUUAUCCUUGGAAACUACUUCUGCACCAUCCGAUCGUUUUAAGACUUGAGAGGGCUUCUUUCACAGACAAGCAGCUCACACACACACACACACACACACACACACACACACACACACACACACACACACACACACACACACACACACCACUCACCACAUCUUUCAACGGGGACCAUAUAUGCUUAGACAAGGAAACCAGCCCAAAGUAUGUUAUACACUAAAGAUAAAUAUGUAUGUUGAUCAGGGACAGUUCAUGUUGUCUCUGAACAAGCUGUAAAUAGAAAACUCAGAACUGAAUAUUUAUCUGUCAGGCACUGGCAACACUGUUAAACCAAUAAAGUACUUAUUGUAACUGUAA